This is a messenger RNA of Sporothrix schenckii 1099-18, 1662 nucleotides long. RefSeq lists its product as uncharacterized. Gene Ontology annotation, cellular component: membrane. Bases 1 to 1662 code for a protein of 553 amino acids. Gene Ontology annotation, molecular function: monoatomic cation transmembrane transporter activity. Gene Ontology annotation, biological process: transmembrane transport; monoatomic cation transport. The transcript has a single exon. The record is from RefSeq and is a predicted model, not a curated record. NCBI's taxonomy places the organism in Eukaryota, Fungi, Ascomycota, Sordariomycetes, Ophiostomatales, Ophiostomataceae.
AUGGAGCCCGACUUGAGCGCCAGCAUCACAAAACACCCCCAUCCCUUCCGGCUCGAGCACUCGGCCCCGGCGAGCCGCUCAUCAUCGCGCACACCAGGCGCUCUGGACCGCAUCGAGCGCAGCACCGACCAAAACAAUGCCUCUAGUACGGGCGUUGAUUAUAAGCCCGAGGAAGACGAUGGUGCGGCCGUGGAGCGGCAUCAGGCGAUCCACCCCGCGAGCCCCAGCGAACAGAGCGCGCUGAGCAGCCAGACAGCCGGCCGGGUCACCGAUGUCGAAGGCCAGACGACGGUCGGUCCUGGUGGUGCCGGGCGUCUGCCGCAUGUCCUCGCCGAGAACGACCCAUAUGGCCUGUCGUCGGCCUACAAGACCGACAAGGAACUCGAACAAAUCCAGUCGACCCUUACGCAGAGGAAGAAUGCCGCCGGUGUAGGGAGCGGCGACGACGGCAGCGGUGGAAGCAGCCCCGGUGGCAAUACGAGAGCCGACGGGGGUGUCGUCAGCAGCAGCAGCAGCAGCAGCGGGGGACACGCCAAUGGCGCCAGCGGCCAGCAGAGGAGCAACCAGGGCUUGUUGGCACGGUGUUUGCCGAUCCCGUUUCCGUCCAUUCGGUUUCCCGGCAUGCCGUCGUUUGCGCGCCGCGCGCUCCAGAAGCGCAAGCUACAGGGCUUCUACAAGUCGCAGAACGCCACCAUCGAGAACAUGCUCAAGAGCGUCGAGGAGCACCAGGCCGAGGCCCGCCAGGAACACGGCGAUGACCAACUGCGCUACCGCAUCGCCGUGUACGGCUCGUUCGCGGCCAACCUGAUUCUGGCUGCGCUGCAAAUCUACGGCGCCGUGUCGUCCGGCUCGCUCUCGCUCUUCACGACCAUGGCCGAUGCCAUCUUCGACCCGCUCUCCAACGUCACCCUCAUUGUGUCCAACCGCGCCGUCAAGCGUGUCGACCCGGCGCGGUUCCCGUCCGGCAAGGCCCGCCUCGAGACUGUGGGCAACAUCGUGUUCUGCUUCCUGAUGACGGCCGUCUCCUUCAUUCUGAUUGCCUUUUCCAUUCGCGAGCUCGUCGAGGGCCGCUCCCCCGACGAGGGCGACACCAAAAAGUUCCACCUGCCGUCGGUGCUCGCCGUGGCCAUUGCGUUUGCCACGAAGCUCGCGCUGUUCUUUUACACCUGGGCCAUCAAGGACCGCUACAGCCAGGUCAACAUUCUGUGGCAGGACCACCGCAACGACCUGCUGAUCAACGGCUUUGGUCUGUUCACGAGUGUCGGCGGCAGCAAGCUCGUCUGGUGGAUCGACCCGGCGGGCGCCGUGCUGAUUGGUGUCAUUGUGUCCACCAUCUGGCUGCGCACGGCCUUUGCCGAGUUCCUGCUGCUCGUCGGCGUCGUCGCGUCCGUCGAGACGCAGCAGCUCAUCACCUACGUCUGUGUGACGCACUCGCCGGCCGUGCAGCAGAUCGACACCGUGCGCGUGUACCACUCGGGCCCGCGCCUGAUUGCUGAGGUGGACGUGGUGAUGCCGCAGGACGCGACGCUCGGCGAGACGCACGAUGUCGCAGAGGCGCUGCAGUCGAAGUUGGAGUGCCUGCCGGACGUGGAGCGCGCGUAUGUGCACGUGGACUACGAGACGACGCACAAGCCCGAGCACGCCUACAAGAAGGACCUGUGA